AUGAUGUGGGCAGGAAUAUUCUCAAGCUAUAAAGGUAGAACAUUGGUAACGUGGUGCAGAUUACUGUUAACCAGUAAUAAUCUCAUAAUUUCUAUGAAUAUCUGA
Molecule: messenger RNA, 105 nt
Organism: Spirodela intermedia
Lineage: Eukaryota; Viridiplantae; Streptophyta; Magnoliopsida; Alismatales; Araceae
Source: the annotation of a GenBank genome assembly